AUGGCCCAGUGGACGGUCUCCAACAGGACGACAUACCUGCGUCUGACGGGCACUCAAUGGUGCCUCAGCAUUGGCACCGAUUUUGGAGCCGGGUACCAACCGUAUAAUGGCGAUACGGACAUGGUCCUCGCCAAGUGCCCCACUUCGGGUAUCCCUGGCCCUCUAGCGUCGUUCCCAGGCCAGACAUGGAUAUAUGGCGGUAGUGGAACGAGUUCUCAGGACUGCCACUUCAGAAUGGUCCACAGUGGCUACACUGGCCCCGAGUACUGCCUCGACAACAAGGAUGGCGCCAACAGGAAGACGCAGAUCUGGGAGUGCCAUGACCCCAGUCACAGCGACAACAAUAAUCAGAGAUGGACCGUGACUCCCCUCUGA
This is a messenger RNA of Apiotrichum porosum, 375 nucleotides long. RefSeq lists its product as uncharacterized. NCBI's taxonomy places the organism in Eukaryota, Fungi, Basidiomycota, Tremellomycetes, Trichosporonales, Trichosporonaceae. The transcript is spliced from 2 exons. Bases 1 to 375 code for a protein of 124 amino acids. The record is from RefSeq and is a predicted model, not a curated record.